Messenger RNA from Fibroporia radiculosa, 798 nucleotides. RefSeq lists its product as uncharacterized. The transcript has 7 exons. The coding region runs from base 1 to 798 and encodes 265 amino acids. The record is from RefSeq and is a predicted model, not a curated record. NCBI's taxonomy places the organism in Eukaryota, Fungi, Basidiomycota, Agaricomycetes, Polyporales, Fibroporiaceae. Gene Ontology annotation, molecular function: ubiquitin binding; cysteine-type deubiquitinase activity. Gene Ontology annotation, biological process: protein K48-linked deubiquitination. Gene Ontology annotation, cellular component: nucleus.
AUGAACGAGAGUCUACUGGAUGAAAGCAUGCCAAAUCGGCCUUUGAUUGCGCCACUCAUAUCCAUGCAAUCCCUGCGUUCCGAAUACGAGGGCGGGUCCCAACUCUUCGUGAAGCAGAUUGACUGGCUCAUCAAGAACGGUUAUGUAGGCAUCAGACGCGCUAGAGGAGACGGCGAUUGCUUCUACCGAUCUCUGGCAUUUGCGUAUAUCGAAAGAAUACUAUUCGCUCCUGACAAGCCGUUAGCUGUGACGAGCGCAAUCUCUGCCCUCGAGGCAUCGCAACCUCUGCUGGAGGCAGCUGGUUUCCAGCGGCUCGUAUUUGAGGAUUUCUACGACUGCCUCGUUUCCGUAAUCAACAAGGUCCUAACUCCAGAGGGAGACGGCCAACUACUUUCACCUGUUACACUUUUGGAGGCCUUCAACUCUCCCGAAGUGUCUAACUCGAUCGUCGUCUACUUUCGACUUCUCACGUCCGCUCAAAUCCGUGCGGACUCGGAGCAGUAUGCGUCGUUCCUAUUCCAUCCUGAGAUCGGUGAGCCAAUGGACCUGCGCGAUUUCUGCGAGAACUUCGUAGAAGCUGUCGGCAAGGAGGCUGAUCAUGUGCAAAUCACAGCGCUAUCUCGCGCUCUCAAGGUCAAUAUCAAUGUGGCCUACCUAGAUGGACGCUCUGAAGAGGGUAAGGUCGAUUUCGUUGACUUUCAAAACGUGGACGAGCCAGGCACGGAGCCUGUCAUCUUACUGUACAGACCUGGACACUAUGACAUUCUUGACAGGCGGGCCGUAGAACCGCUUGAAUGA